AUGGGUUCGAUGGAAGGAUGGCUGGUCGACGCGGUGGGCCUCGCAAAACCCGGAUGGAACACGAGUGACGAUAUCAGCCAACCUUUCGGAUGCACGAUGCACCUGCUGGAGUCUUUUUUCUUCUUCAACACCCCGCCCCAACUACGCAGUACCUAA
Colletotrichum siamense is the source of this 156-nucleotide messenger RNA. RefSeq lists its product as uncharacterized. Lineage: Eukaryota; Fungi; Ascomycota; Sordariomycetes; Glomerellales; Glomerellaceae. The coding region runs from base 1 to 156 and encodes 51 amino acids. The transcript has a single exon. The record is from RefSeq and is a predicted model, not a curated record.